UGUUUAAAGGGAACUCGGAGGGUGUGGAACGAGCUGCCGGCGAAAGUGGUAGAUGGAUACAGGUUCGAUGUUUCCUGGCAUUCAUCAGUACAGGAGAGCAGAGGUGAACGAACUGAUUGUUACUCCGGAUCCGAUGCAGCGUGAACAUACAAUGAACAUGAAAGCACAAUGUGCCGGUAACUGUCGAGUGUGAUUGUAAGACGAGCGGGGCCACAGGUGGAGGGGGGCCUCGGACGGGACGGGCCGAACAGUCUGGUGCUGUAUGACUCUACCACGAUUGAACGUGGCGGGGAACAGAGCCUCUCCCCGGGAGGGGGAGGACCUGCCGCCGGCUCCGGAAGACGAGCGGUGCCGCGGAAUGCGGAAUCCCGGAAGGCGAAGUUUCCGCUGGACAUGUUGCUGACCGUCCUCCUCUCCUCCGUGCUCUGGGCGGCCCGCCUUCCCGGGGCAGCGCGGGCCGAGGUGGUCCGGGAUUUCCGGGAGUGUGACUGGUUUUUCCAGGACAAGGAGCCGCCGCAGGGAUUCAGCAGCCGAAGCCGGGUCAAGAUCUGUCAGAAGUUCAAGAACCGCUACCACUACGCUACCCUGUACCGGACCGACCGGCGGAUCCCGGAGUACUCCGCCUACCGCUAUCCUUGCUCUCUGGGCGAGGGCGAAGCGUACAGACCCAGCUCAUGGUUUCAGGAGCCGCAGAUCGACGAUCAAAAUGCUGGAAGUAGCAUGAAGAGUAGUUCGAAGACCUUCAGCGCCAGGCAGGCGACAGACGAAGAUUACCGUAACUCUGGCUAUGACCGGGGGCAUCUCAAUCCCUUCGCGCUGAAUGACAAAGACAGCGCCACAGCUACCUGUACCCUGACUAACGCAGUGCCCGAGGAUCACGGAGCCAACGUCAACUGGUACCAGGAGGUGGAAUCGGUGGUCGAAAAGCUGGCGCAGAUAUGUCACAAGUCGCGGCGCACGAUGUACAUACUGACUGGCGCUGCCAACCCGACUGGGAUCAAGAUCAAAAACAGGGUCUCAGUGCCCAAGACAGUGUGGACGGCUCUCUGCUGCACCUCCUCGCCGAUUCAAAACAACGACCCCUGCCUCAGUGGCCAGGUGCCCUCAGAGGGGCAGGAGGUGCUGGUGUACUACAGGGACUUCUCCUUCGCGUUCAUGAAGACGAUGAAGCCGGAGCAAGACACAAAACGCCUGACAGUGAGGGGGCUGCAGAAGAAACUGAAGAUAGACACACUGUUCCACAGCUGCAGAGGGACCAGGGAGAACGACGAAGACCAAGUCUUCAAGGAGGUUGAGGGGCUGAUUAUAAACAAGAUCAUCAACCCCGUCAACAACACGGGCAGCACCCUGCCCCGACCAUUCGGCUUUGAAGCGGCCACAGGAAUCCUCCAAUUCAUCCGCUCCAGUCUACUGGCUCCAUGUCGAGCUGCGAUCCACGCCACACUCUCCAGCAUCCUGGGGGCCACCAAGCUGGCAGUACCAGUCCUGCAUGGCGUUGGCAUGGUGGUUGGCAUUCUCCUUGUCACUGCAUUCGGAGUUCUCAUCAGUAAUCCCUGAUAGUUCACUCCCCUGGCUCGUCAGCGCGAUCUCGUUGGUGUUGUCUUCUGCAGUGAACAGGGUCCGCUCAUUGUGGUUCUCGGCUGGAAUCCUCUUCAGCGCAGUCAGCCGAUCUUUACACCAGCUUCCGGUCGCACUGCUCUAGAGGAAUGGUGCCAGGUGGGACGCUGACAAAAAUGCACCCCCCACCCCCACAGUGAGCAUUUUUAAACUCACCAGGGAGUAGGAAAUGCUGAAAAUACUUGACAGAAAUGGCUGAUGUUUCUAGACAAUGUAUUUUCUGCAUGCUUUGCUUUCAAAUGCAGUGGAUUUCGCUUAAUUGGGACACAUCAGGACCAGUACAUUUUGGCCCAAUUAGGCAGCUGCUCCAAUUACCAAAGUUUCACGGAAUCAGUUAAGAAGGUAUAAAAAAGACAAGCUACCAUUUGACCGAGUAACAAAUUAUGAAUUUAAAUGAAGUACAGAACAGAUUUGACCACUAACAGUGCCACUCAGUACUGACCGUGUCGGACAGAGGAAUUCAUCCAGUGUCUGCUGCCGUCUGUAAACUGCGCAGACACCUCAUGUAGAUAAUGAACGAUAUCGAUACAAUCCUAUCAAUGAUGGCAUCUUACAAACCUUCAUUUUCGUUGUAACAUUCAAGAUGAGAGUCAAUCCCUUCAAAUUCUUCAUAGUUCCUAAGAUGUUGAAGCAGUGAAAUCGUUUCAUUUUUACUCCUGGCAUCUCCAAGCCCGAAUGCUUGAAACCGCAGUGAGAAGUUCUGAGUUGUUUUUCUGCUUAUUUCUCACUAACUAUCAGCGACAAACAUCACUGCCCUUUGGACACACACUAUUAACAAACUGCUCGACCCGGUGUGGAGUUAGGUGGCCACACGAGUGCACGUGACUGACUCUUGAUAAAAACAUUAGCAAUAGUCUCCUGGUGUGGUUAAGUGGCUUUGAGUAACAAAUCAGUGAAGGGAAUCCCAGCUACUUUUUCAAUUAGGUUUUGUUCUUCUAGAAUUGUCCCCAAUAAGUGGUUGCCCCAAUGGCCCAAUUAACCAUAAUUCAAUGCAGCUGCAGAAUUUUAGUGUCUAAACUCAGGAAAUUCUGUGCUCAAUCCAACUAAGACCUCAAAGUGGUUACAGAACACAGAACUGUACAGCACAGUGCAGACCAUUUGGCCUACAAUGUUAGACCAAAAGACCAUAAAACAAGUUUAGGAUUUAAUGGAGUUAUUCUAUCAUCUACUGUAGAAAUGGUCAUUUUCCAAACUUACUGCUGGUUACACCGCUGGAUUUCGGGCAGCAAUGACGAUUCUCCAUCUCUGUCUGUCCUAGUGUACAUUCCAGAAACCAGUUUUGGUCCUGGUCUUGGCGCUUUUCAGGGCUUCCUUCAUCCCGUCAGUAGCUUCCUCUUGGUUUUCACUAGCAGGUCCCAGGUGGAGACUCAGGAACACCGCCGCACUCAGAUGUAGAAGGAUUCUUCGUUGCCGUUUUCGUAACAGUUUUGCUGGCCCAGUCAGGAUGGUCAGCAGGCAGUUUGGCAACGCAGGUGAUCUCUCUCCAGGUGUCUGCUUUUGACCCCACUUCACUCUGUAAUCUCCAAAGUGUCAUAUCAGCUAUGUAUGAAUAUAUAACUAAAGAUGAUGGUAGAGAGGCUUGGUGUGUUGGUGAUCAGUAUCCAAAGGGAAUGGACAACAUUGGAGCAGAUUUAGAUACAUCAGCACGGAUCUAUCCCCCAGUAAAAGUAUCACCCAAAACUUCAUUCACAACUCCUUCCUGUUUAGUGAUUAAAAUUCCAAAAUUGCUUCACUUGAUCUCUGUCAGGAUCCUCCAUCAGUGACUGGAUUCAAGAUGAAUUUUGAUAGAUUUUCAGAUGACAAAUAUAUAACUUAGGGAUCGGGUGAGAGAGUGGACAAGGCAUAGGACCUGCUUUGCACUUUCUUUAUGCAGAGACCAUUUGUCCCUAUGCUAGCUCUGAGAGGAAUCUCCUUAUUUUCCUUAACUCUGCACAUUGACACGUAUCUGUUAACUAUCCCAUCCCCUCCCUGGACCCGGUUCUCUAUUCUGACGACAAUUUACAGAGGCCACUUAACUUACCGUUAGACGUGUAAGAGCCUGCACGCCACAGAGACGAGGGUGAAGGCCGGGCUUGGUCUUGGUCUCCACAGCUGUCUGUGGUAAUAAAUUGACAGAUUCACCACCCUCUGGCUAAAGAAAUUCAUCCUCACCUCUGUCCUAAAUGGACGUCCCUCUACUCCGAGGCUCUUCCUUCUGGUCCUAGACCCCACACUAUAGGAAACAACUUCUCCACAUUCACUCCCUCCAGGUCUCUCAAUAUUUAUUUUUAGGAAUCUAAAUUACUCUGUGAAUAAUCUCAGAGUUGUCACUGUUCUGUCGGUACCUGAGUUCCAAGCGGGGUCACCGAACAGGCUGGGCAGUUGACCACAUCAAAGUAUUCUCAAGUAUACAGUGAGAUUAUAAACUAGCAGUCCAGCACUUUACAGAUUUUAAGACACGGAAUGGGACUUGUAAUUAAGCUGCUGACAUUUAAUCAAACUUUGUUUUAACAAGUAGAAAAAGAAAAUAGUACUGUUUAAGACCUAUUGAGUUUUGAAAUACAUAGGAAUUACAAAUGGUAUUGAAUUAUUAUUGUUAUGUGUACCAAGGUGCACUGAACAGCCUUCGUUUAUAUACCACACAGUCACAUCAGUACUUCGAGAAAAACAAUGAUUGUUGGUGCCAGAUGGGGUGGUUUGAGUAUCUCAGAAUCUGCUGAUCUCCUGGGAUUUUCAUGCACAACAGUCUCUCUAGAGAUUACAGUGAAUUGUUCAAAAAAACAAAAAAAAUGUCUAUCCUAUAAAGUUUAUACUUGGUGGCCAUUUUAUUAGGUACACCAGCUCAUUAAUGCAAAUAUCUAAUCAGCCAAUGACAUGGCAGCAUCUCGAUGCAUAAAAGCAUGGUCAAGAGGUUCAGUUGAUGUUCAGACCAAACAUCAGAAUGGGGAAGAGAUGUGACUUUGUUAAUCUUCCCCUUUAAUAUUCUCUUUUAUGUCACUUAACAUAAAAAUAGUUCGGAAAUUCCUCUGAAUGUUUCGCUGGCGAAUUAGUGUCUGAAUAAUAGACAUGGUGGCUGCUAGACAGAAUACAAGGUGGAGGAACUGGUGAUAAAUGAAAAUUACAAUGUUACAUGCUUACAUGUGCAUGACGUUUGCCAAAUUUACUAUCACGCACACAAUGCUGUGAUUGCAGAAGUGAACAGGUUCCCCAUCACUGAAACUGUAACCGUUCCACCUGGAGAUUGUCAAGGUAACACAGUGUAUUUGUAAAUGGUUGCUCGUGAGUGGCCUGUUCUUCAAUCACUGCCGUUAAUUCAAGGUUCAAGAUACAAGAUUCUAGAUUUUGGAUUCUAGAUCCAAGAUUAAAGAUUCUAAAUUUUGGAUUCUAGAUCCAAGAUUAAAGAUUCUAUAUUUUGGAUUCUAGAUUCAAGGUUCUAGAUUUUUGGGUUCUAGAUUUUUGGAUUCUAGAUUGUUUAUUGUCAUUCUUCAGUACACAAGUUUAAAGGAGAAUAAUAUGAUUGUUACUCUGGAUCUGAUGCACCAUAAAAACACAAUAUGAUUACAUAGGAUUACCUUACAUACAUAGACUGAUUAUAUGCCCAUAAAGUGCCACUAGGUACGUAAUGACUCUGAUGGGAAAUAUUAAAGUAGUGGCAGAGUUAGCGGGUGGAGAUGUUGAUCAGUUUUACUGCGUGGGGAGGGAAAUUAACUGUUCUUGAGUCUGGUGGCCCUGCUGUGAAUACUAUGUAGUCUCCUCCCGCAUGGGAGUCCAUGAGCAGGGUGGGUGGGAUCCUUCAUGAAAGCAGGCAACCAUGUAUGAUUUUGGUCAUGGUGCCAUCUAAACGUGUAUUUGUACAGAUAUUAAAAACACAAAUCUAUGUUUAUACAGAUGGGAUGGCAUGAAAGCGUAGUGGUUCGUGUAGCACUAUGAUAGUGCCCGCAACCCGGGUACAAUUCCCACCUCUGUCUGUGAGAAGCUUGCGUGUUUUCCCCGUGAUUGUGGGGGAUUCCUCCAAGUGCUCUGGUUUCCUCCCACAGUCCAAAGACGUACGGGUUAGGGUUGAUCACAUGGGUAUAAUUGGGUGAUGCAGGUUCACUGGACUGUAUCUUGAAAUGAAAACAAAAUAUAUUUAUGGAUUAAUCUUUAGUCAAAUACUGAACAGAAUGAACUUGCUACCUGGAUUUGAUACUGACACUGAAUUAGCAAAUGCUUCAAAACAUAAUUUCAGUAUUUUGUGAUAAAUGUGCAAUAAUUAACAAUAAAUACUGGUUUUAUAUCUUG
Messenger RNA from Hypanus sabinus (Atlantic stingray), 5877 nucleotides. Its product is annotated as endonuclease domain-containing 1 protein-like. Lineage: Eukaryota; Metazoa; Chordata; Chondrichthyes; Myliobatiformes; Dasyatidae. The record is from RefSeq and is a predicted model, not a curated record. The transcript has 2 exons. The coding region runs from base 394 to 1557 and encodes 387 amino acids. Gene Ontology annotation, molecular function: metal ion binding; nucleic acid binding; hydrolase activity.